CCACACCAGACCUCGAGGAGAGAAGUCGUGUUUUUCUUUUGCCCGAAGCUCAGUCGAGAUCCGAACUAUAACCCCGCGUGCCUUAUUCAUCAUCAUCAUCAUCAUCAUCAUCGGCGUCAACGAUCACACGUAUCAAAUUGAUAUCGACGAAGAAGAAGUAAAAUCACACGGGGAUAUCCCAAGUUUUAUGCAGUACCGUUCCGGUUUCGUCGACCGAUUGUUCAUCCGCAGAGAAAACGAAAUUUUUCGGUUUAACGUUUUUGACUCUGUUUCGUUUUGUUGUUGUUGUUGUUUUUAUUUUUAUUUAUUUUCUUUUUUACUUCGCUGCGGAACAGUUUUCCCAGACACUACGAGGGUUGACAUUUGUACACUGAGAUUCGAAAGGACAAUUAUUUCGCCGUUACGUCAACUCCCGUGUUACAACAACGACGAUAACACUGUGAAAAGUUUCGAUUCUUAUUUUCAAUCGGCAAUUGCUGUUUUCGACGAUAACGAGAAGCGCAGCAGGAGAAGGAGCAUCGAUUAACCGCAGAACGAGGAAAGUCCGAUUGUUACUACUCUUUCCUUUUGGCGCUUGAUCUUUAACUGUUUCUCUCGCUAUCUCUUUUUCUAACAUCGCAAGUUCGUUGCACCGUUGUCUGUCGGACCGUCGCUGAUUCUUCAAGAUUUUACGAAAAUUCGAUGGGAAAACGUGUUGAAAGUAAAGCCGAAGAAUCCGUACCGCCGUCGACGUCGAGAAACAAAUCGAACAGCGUCUUGACAGCUUGAUCGAACUCGCGACUCCCGAUCUGAGGAAGAAAAAGUGAUCGACGAUUCGAAGCCAGCCCGAAGUCAAGUGAAAAUAAACCACCAACAGUCGUUUCCGGAAGUUGAAAAAUCCGUCAAGCGAGAGAUAAUCUCGAGGAACGAAAUACGCCGAGGAAACAGCACCUAUGGACAGAGGACCGUUCGAAGACCCACCUUACGCGAGGUCUAAACGUCGGUAUUCGGAACAGUGAUUUUUCCGAAGCGAAGUGAUAUCAAAAGAUUACAUAGAUAACCCGCGUCGUUUGACAAGUGAAAUUCAAAGAACGCUAUUUCAGAACAUAAGAAAGAGUUAUUUAAAAGAAACACAAGAGAUAAUAAUAAAAAUCACGGGGUUUCGACGGACAAUAUAAACAACAUCGAAAUCCGUAUACCGUAUAGAUCGCAGUUUUCAUUGACAUUGUAUUCCAAGUGAGCAGGAAUAAAACACGGCCAUGGCGGUACCGUUCGCGUUGCCGAGUGAAGAUGAGGCUGAAGCUCAAGAGCGACGCCUUCAAGGUCUCCUGCUGGAUGUUUACGGCAUCCUGCAACAGGUUAUACGGGCGAGGAGCUACCAGAAUCCAGGACAGAACCACCGAGUUAACCGGCGAUCCGGCGAAGUUCCAGGACCGCGAGAACCCCCUGUAGUCCUGGUGGACUCCGACCUUUCCCGUCUGCCAUUGCCGGACCUAGUUUCAUCGGCCAUCGAACAACUGCCACUCCCAAUGCCCCAGGUCACAGCCUCGGCUCCGAGCAGCCCGACGAGGGACGUUGCCUUUCAAUUCCCAGAGCUGAAUCCCUCGGCUCCUGUACCCAGCCCAAGACCUCGUCCACGGAGACGACGUCUAGUGUCCGAAAACUCUGCUCUGAAGAAGGAACAACCGAGCACCAGUUACUACCAAGCACCAAGCGAUGAGAACGAGUGGGCAAACGUUGGCGCCAACCUCAGGAACAUCGCCGAUGACUUUCACGCAUCUAAGAACACUGAUUCCGGUGCCGAGAAAUCGAGUCUACCGGUUAUCGGGAACGAUGAAUCGUCGCCGGAUAGUUUUUUGUCACUUUUGAUCCCGGCACCGCUUCGGGAGACGCUCUGGACGACAGUCGCGUUGUAUUUGGGAUGGCGAUUGGUCUCCCAUUUGCGAUAGAACCCACGAGCAGCGGUUCGCGGAGAAGACUGCGUCUCUUUACGCCGAAAUGUUUGCUGAAUUUAAAAUUUUUUUCUUCAUCAACCGCCAGAGGACGCUCUUGGAGAAUGAGAAGACGGAAGAGGAGGAAGAGGAGGAGAAGGAAUAGAAGAAUAAGAAAAGGAAUAAGAGCCGGACGUGUUGAGAGGCUGCACGCAGCUUGGUCACAAGUCUCGGAUCCAGGUCAGUCCUAACCCAUGACCAUGAUUCCUCUUCGCCGCUGAUAAUUAGCGCUGACGAGUUUUUAUACGGAGGAAAUAAAGCCGGCUAUAAUUAAGGCGAUUUGAAAAUCGUGCGCUAUCGCGAAAUUCGAAUUGCGAGAUGUGCCGCUGGACGCGGGCCGAAAGGACGGUGAAUGAAAUGACAAAAUAAAUAAAUAAAUAAUUAAAUCAACGAGUAAAUAAAUUGAUGAAUUAAAUAAUUGAAGCUUAUUAAAUAAUUGAAUAUAAGCGAAUAAAUGAAUUGCAUUACGAUAUUAUUGGAUAACAAACGAACUAGGGAUUAUAGCAACCAUCGGAUAUAUAAUGUUAUUAUUGAUAUGAGAUAAUACGGAUAUAAUUGUAUAACCAUCCCGAUUUAUAUACAUGAGUAUAUUUUAGGCUUAGCGAACGCGAAUAUUACGCGAUUAUUAUUAUACGUUUCUUAUAUACAUUUUAAAGGUGCGUUAUUAAGUACCUAUAAUUUAAUUUAUAUUUAACGGUGAGCAAAAAAAAAAUCUCUCUCUGGAAAUAAUUCGCAUUCGGUUUUACAUGAUAAUAUAAUAUACGUCACGUUGUUUCCACUCGAUCGUAUUUCGCAAUCUUUUUUUCUUUAAUUUUUUCUUCUUUCAUCACCUCACCGAAUAAAUAACGACUGAAGCCAAAAGUCGUCUGAUUUUUAUACACGUUUUAAAAAGUUUUCUUUUGCUAAGAAUACUUUUUUGUCGCGCGUGCGAUCGAAUUGAUGGAUUUUUGCUUCUUUCGCGACUUUUGGACUCGGUUUUUCGCGGUGCUUACAAGGUGGUGAGAAAUAAUGCGACGAAUUGGUAAAAACAAUUAAUCAACGAAUCUAUGCACGCGAUUGUGUGUUUUCUUUACGUUUGUCCGUCAUCUUUUCUUGUUCUCUCUUACUCGCGCUUUACGUACAGAAAAAGUGAACGGAAGGGAGAGAAAGAGAGAAAGAGACAAGAGUAGAACGUAUUGCGUACCAAACAGUGAAAAAGAACAGCAUUUAAACAUAAAAACACACAAAUGCUUGCCCGUGUAUAAUAAUUUCAAAUCUCCUCAUUAAAUUUUUCACCCCGAGUGGUUACAACAAGUAUAUUUACUUGUCUCCGAUCGAAUAAAACAAUGGCAAGAUCCAAAGAGGACUUUACCGAAUAAUCAAACGAUGAUCUCAUUACGAAUAAAUAAAAUUUAAUGAUUAAUUAAUUGACGAAUUAAUUAAUUAAUUACAUAGACGUACGUACACAUGUGCAUAAAUUUUCUUCAAAUAGUUAAAAUUUAUGUAGACUUGUAACGAUCAUAUGCCCUCGCAGUCGCUGUUUCAUAAUUUUUCGAACCGCUUCCUAGUUAGUUAUCAAAUUUUCGUAUGCACGUAUAACAAACAACGUGCAUUUUAUCCAAAACAGUUCAAGCGAUGCGCGAAAAUUCGCGCGACAUAAAUUAAGCGAAUUCGAAACGAACGAAGAGAGAAAAAAAAAACUACAAACAUUCAUUACAAUUCAAUCAAUGUGCUUAAUUUCCAUCUUGUGACAAUAUUUGACAGAAGGGCGAUCGAAAACACACCAAUCGGCGUUCGGUGUUUAAUAGUAAUAAUAAUGAUAGAAAUAAUAACAUUCAUAAUAAUAAUGACAUUAAAUAAUAAUCUUUAUAACGGUAAUCUUAAUUGUAAUCAUAUACGUAUGUACGGAUAGACGUUCUUGUAUGCUACAUCGACAUAAUGAUACGGUAUAAUGUAGUAAUAAUAAUGAUAAUAAUGAUACACGAUGUGCAUGAUAAAAAAUGCGCGUAUUACCCGUGAUUAUCAAGAGCAGCGAGCGUAGAAGCGUCGUAGUCGCUACCCGUUUACAUCGUACGGAUAUACAUGUGCAGGUAUGCGUAUAUAAACAAACAUAUGACACAUACGUGUACAUAUAUACGCUGUGUACGAUUAUAAAUAUAUUUCACGGGGAAUCUUAUUUGUAUAUAGAAAAAAAAUUAUCGAAUAACUGUGGGAAAUUUAAGUAUAUAAAAUCAUUGUGUAGGUAAAAUCGUGUAAUUCGAAAUUUAAUGAUAUAAUGUUGAUACGGGUGAAGGAAAAAGGAAAGGAAAGGAAAAAAUCAAGAUUGCGCGCGCUUUCUGUGUGUGCGUGUGUGUGUGUGUGUGUGUAUGUGUGUGCGUGUGCGCAUAAAAGUACAUCUAUGCAUGUUUAGAGCAAGGAGGAAUGAGGAAAGAUGAAUGAGAGAAAAAAUAAAAAUAAAAAAAAAAACAAAAAAAAAACGUAAAAAAACAACAAAAAAAAAAACACAUGAACAAUCGUAUAAAGUAAUAAAUGAGUAAUAAGUCGAGGUGUAAUAAACGAAUAAAAUAGAUAUCCUAUAAUUGAUGUAAUGUAGAGACCGAGGAUCGCAGCAUCUGAUUGGCUAGCUGCGAGUCCCGUGGACAGUUUUCAAAUGAUCUCCGGUAGAUUAGCUAUUAGUGACGACGCUCAUCUCCAGCGGGAGACUGUGUAUAAUACCUACCUAAUUUUGGAGUGGCGUCUAAUUAUAUUAUAUUAUUAUACCUAUGUCAUUUUGUACGUAUUUUGAGAUUUUCUUUUUUCUUCAGGUUCACUUUUUCCACUGUUUAUCACAACUUGGAUUUGAAUACUUUGCUCCACCGUAUUUGGUUUUUCUCAGUUGUUUCCAUUUUUUUUUUUUUUUUUUUUUCUCAGCGUGCAACGUUUUGUACAAUUAAUAGAUUGCUUUCAAAACUUUUGCAUAUUUUUACAAAGAUUAGCCUGCUACUAACGUCUUUUUUUAUAUUUCGAAUCCUGUAAGAAAGUAAUAUUUCGAUUAUUAUAAAACGAUAUCCCGAUUCGGAAUAUCCAAUUUCCAAAUUGUACGACUAAUCGAGUUAAAUUGUCCCGCAUCGAUAGACGCAUGUUUGUAUUAAGUAUGCGUGUGUUUUUUGAAGAAUUUAUAGGCAUUGGUAUCUAAAUAACGUUGAUUGUAAUGUACAAGAAACAACAUUUUUUUUUAUUGAAUUUUGAAAUCGCUUUUCAAAGUAAAGUAAAGAAAAAAAAAAAUAACAAUUACAGAUUAAUAAUUGACAAGAUACUAAUAAAAAAUUGAAAGCAAUUUGAAAUGACUGUGUUCACGCGACAAUCAGCGUUACGUCGCGUUAAAAAUGAAAUUAACAAUAAAGUAAUAAUAAAGAGACACAAAUGAAUAAGCAAAAAAUAAAAAUUCACUUAUAUGAAUGUAUGUGUACAUUUCAUAUUUAGAUCGCGUUGAGUAAAACUGGUUGUUACGUUUUUUGAAGAAAAUUCGAAAUUCACGCGGAUAAGUGCAAAAGACAAACCAAGUAUGGACAAUUGAAAGACAAAUUUUUCAGCGGUAAAAUUGAACCUUCAUUUUCGUAAUUUACUAAUCACAGUAAUAAUAAUAACAAUAAUAAUAGGUGUAUAAUAAUAGUAACGAUACAAUAUGAAAAUUAAACAUCUUAGCACAGUAAUAAACGUUUCCUCGGCAUCGAAUGUUGACGAUUACGAUUUUUCGAUGUACAUUUCUGCAUACGUAUAAAUGCAUCCGUCAAAAAUCUACCGAAUUAUAAUGCUCUUUGAAUAGAAAAGGAAAAAAAAUAUUCCAGCGUCUUAGAAACUAACGCUAAAUAUGUGUAAGAAUUGAAAGUUUAUGAACAACGUUAUGAGGAGAAAAAAAAAAAAAAAAAAAUUCAACGAGGUCCACCGUUCAUUUUUCAAACAUAUUUUCAUUUACACACAAUGUAUAUAUUUAUUGUGCGAUGUCCACUGCCAUUCUCAAGAGUCGCGAUUCAAGAUAUAUUUCAUCGACGUCACGAUUCCAAAUUCAAAUAAACUUGUCUCGCUCCUUGAUUUCCUUGAGUUAUAGAUAGUUUAUGAUCGGGUGGCUUUUCACCGCGUCUGGAUUUUGAUACAUACUAAAUUUUAAACCAAAUUGUUUGCACAUUUUUUGAUACAAAUUUGAAUAAAAUUUUUAAAAAAACAAAAUAAAAACAAAUCGUAACUAAAACAAUGAAACGACCUCCGAAGUUCUCGGUAAAGCGACAUUCCCGCGAAAUGAGGAAAAGAAUAUCUGCCUGUGAAUAAUUGCUUUUUGAUAAUUUUACAUAACGCUAAUGAUAAUAGUAAUACUAAUAAGGCUAAAUAUAAUAAUAACGAUGAUCUUAAAAAUAAUCUGCAUAAUAAUUAUGCCAGAAAUGAAAAUAAAAGUAAUAAACAUACUAAUUAUUACGGUAAUACUUUAUACAAAAAUAAUACGAUGACAGUGUGGUAACU
Molecule: messenger RNA, 6443 nt
Organism: Neodiprion fabricii
Lineage: Eukaryota; Metazoa; Arthropoda; Insecta; Hymenoptera; Diprionidae
Exons: 3
Coding region: 1239-1928 (229 amino acids)
Source: RefSeq, a predicted model, not a curated record